Paramacrobiotus metropolitanus is the source of this 712-nucleotide messenger RNA. RefSeq lists its product as uncharacterized. The transcript has 3 exons. The record is from RefSeq and is a predicted model, not a curated record. NCBI's taxonomy places the organism in Eukaryota, Metazoa, Tardigrada, Eutardigrada, Parachela, Macrobiotidae. The coding region runs from base 18 to 476 and encodes 152 amino acids.
AAGAACGAAAGCGCUUCAUGAAAUGGUACCGCAAAGAGCGACGCCGUCACAGGAACAAAUUCGACUUUAAUGCACACUUUAUCAAGUAUUGCUCACAAGAUGUCCUCAUUUUGCAACAAGCGUGCGAAAAAUUUCGAGCGCUUUUCCAACAGGUAACCGAUGGAUUAUGCCCAUUUGCGUCUGGACUAACCACACCCGGCAUGUGCAAUUACUUUUGGAGAGCGCGAAUGCUGAAGGAAAACCAAAUUGCGUUGAUCGGCCCUCCUGGUCAGGGCAAAAAGUCAUCUGUCAAAGGAGAGCGUUGGCUACGCUGGAUUGAAAUGGAAAAUGAUGUAAAAUUGCAAAAAGAGCAUCGAAUCGGUCACUGGACUGUGGAUGGUUUUGAUCGGGAUACAAAAACCGCUUACGAGUUUUUAGGAUGUAUGUGGCACGGCUGCAGCGAAUGCACAACAAAAGCACGCUGCAUCCCUUUCUGAAACGGCCAAUGGAGGAAGUUAACAAAGCAACUGCCUUACGCCUUGAAGCUAUCAAAACUAUGGGCUAUUCCGUAGUUUCGAUCUGGGAACACGACUAUGAUAGCCGGCUCACUACUGACCUGGAAUUUCAGAAAAUAAUUCAGUUGACCGGUAUUGAAGAACCUAUGCACCCCGAGACGCAUUUACUGGUGGCAGGACAAACGCUAUCAAGUUGUACCACAAGUGCGAUCCUGGAG